Messenger RNA from Ramularia collo-cygni, 2736 nucleotides. RefSeq lists its product as uncharacterized. The coding region runs from base 1 to 2736 and encodes 911 amino acids. The record is from RefSeq and is a predicted model, not a curated record. The transcript has a single exon. Lineage: Eukaryota; Fungi; Ascomycota; Dothideomycetes; Mycosphaerellales; Mycosphaerellaceae.
AUGCAGACCAACAAGAUGGUCCGUAAAAACGCGCAUACCUGGCAGUUCGAGGAGCGCGACGCCCUUGAGAUCCUUUACAAGGAGUACGACUUCGACAACGGCAACGAGGUAGAUGCGCAUAGCAUUUUUACCCACCUGUUUCCGAYGACAGGCUUUGCGUUGACUCGCAUUCGCGACGAAUGGCGUGGCCGCUUCAAGACCGGCCGCAACAAGAACUGGGCCGCCAUGCACUCGAAAACAAGUCUAAACAUGUACACUAUCCAGGAGCAGACUCGUCGUGCGGCUGUACGUGUCCGCAUUGUUCAGGCCGCUGCGACUUUGGCACCGCAAAUCACACUGGCACCCAUCGCCAGGGUGACUGCGUUACAUAAUGUCGCGCGCGCGACUGCUGGCCUUGCUGGUCCUGGUGCAGCCGCUCCCGCCAUGCCCCCACCCGCGCCAGCACCAGUACCAGCACCUCCCCAGACCGCUCCCGCAACGGUCGUUCAGGCAGACGACCUAAGCAACAUUGUGGUCGCAUCGUCUCGAAAGCGUUCCGCAGAUGCUCCUCCAAAAAGCUCGACAGGACCAGCAAAGCGUCCUCGAACCUCAGCACAUCAGCUGAAUCGACCAAGCAAAGAGGAGGUCAUCAAGCAACGACAAGCUCGGAGCUCCCAUCAGCCUGUCGAUCACGAGAACUCGCCACGAGGCGCUACUGUUGCCGCCGCUGUCCAGGGUGCUCGGCAGUUGUUUCUCUCUGCAAGGACAGACCGAGACCAAGCACACCAGCCAGCGGAUCAGCUUCCAGUGUUCGCACAACCCUCUGACUUGCUUGAUUCCCAACACAAGGACCAUAUAGAGGCGUCACGCGAUGACAGUAACGUGCGCAACAAGCCGCGCGGGCAUCGCACGGCUCUCACGCAUCCAGCAACUGGGUCUGUCGCCGGUAGGCAGCUUGGUCUCGGAAGACCAACAGUCAGCACCGGCAACUCGGAGACACAUUCUGCCUCUCAACCACAAAGCAGUGGUGGAGCCCAUAUUGACAAGGUCGUUGGCAAGACGACAGGCGGUAGAGCGAUUGUCGUGGCGGGUCCGGAUGUCGAGCCUGUUCCCAGGCCGAACUUCCGUCACCUUCAGGCAAGACCAUCAAAGAUGAACAUGGUCCACUAUUCUCUGCUCUGCAUGGUCUCGCUCAACGGCAUCGAUCAAGAAGUCGUCGGAUGCUAUGUUCAAGAUCGUCAGGCCAUGGUGCCAUACGACAGCAAGACGUACCAACGCAAAGGCGUCGUUGCUGAGAUCUGGUUCAAGUCCACGGCGAACGAGAUCACCCACUGGCAACACGAAGCCUGUAUGAUCUGUAACUUUGAGGCCUGCACGUUCUGUAAGAGGAAACUCGACGAACCUCUCGUCUGGCAUUCUGAGCGGACGUUAACCUUACCAUUCGUGCACGAGAAGCACUGCGUUCCAGUCGACGACGGUGUCAUGGUCUUUAAGCCCGACGGUGACCUUCCCCAUGGCAGAGUUGAGGGCGUGGUCGUGAAAGCUAGUACGAAUGACCAAAGACUCGACAAGCAGGCUUGGUACGUCCCGGAACGCCUCACAGACGAGGUCAUCCAAGUCGAGGAACACCAGGAGAAGGUGAAGAUGUGCGUCGCGGAGGAUUGUGACGUGUGCAGCGAUGAGACGGAAUCCGAGGUCGGCUCUGAGCUCGAGCUCUCCAGUGUCGCUAGCGAUGAAGGGGACAGUGACGUUGGAGACGAUGGCGCCGAGGACCCGCAGUAUAGUUCUGGCGAGCUCAAUGGAGCCGGCAAUCUAGACGACACCUCCACGAAGCACAAUGACGCCGAGCACCAGGAGCAUAACUCUCCAGAACAGGACGAUGCUGAGAACCGAGGGCAUGAGUCUAAUGGCCACAGCAAUGGCACACACCAGGGGAGYCAAUCAUCUCAAGACAGCACCGCUGAACACCAGGAGCACAACGCCUCGUAUGCGACCCCUGCACCUAACCAAGCGCUAGUUGGAGGUCCUGCGCUACGCCAUUUUCUGAUCACAUCCGGAAAGAUGAACAUGGUUCAUCGCUCGCUUAUACGCGUGAUCAUCGACAGUACGACCGAUGAACCACAGAUUCAUUGCACGAAAGCCGGCAACAAGUGCACUAUAGACUUCGACGACAAGGCCUAUAAGCACGGUGGUCCGAUUGGUGACGUGUGGUUUCCAAACUUCGACUCCGAGAGGAAGGUUCAAAAAGUCCACAAGUGGUGGAUCGUCGAGCCUUGUAUGGUGUGUGAUCCGAGAGUUUGUGCUUUCUGCGACGAAGGUAGCGACAAUGCUCUCACGGAUGAGCUCGGUGCAACUGAGGGUCUGGGUCUUGUCCAUCGCAAAGACUGCGAUGUGGACAGUGAUGGGCAGUUGGUGUUCAAAGCACACGGCCCCUGGAAGGUCUUUGAUCGGAACGUUACCCACAGUCUCAAUCCGAGACCUUGGAAGCCCGCUUCUUUGCCCGCUUUGGUGGAAGAAAAGACCGUGAAGUUCACCCGGCACGCGGACAAAGUAAUGGUUUGUGUGCGCGACCAUUGCGAGGUUUGCAAGAAGCACGACGAACUCAGGGUCGUUGAAUCGGUCUCGGGCGGAGAUGACGUUACGGCGGAGGCGCACACAAAGCAUGGCGACACCGAGAUGCAAAACAAGUAUAUUGAGGAGCAGGAAGAUGCUAGUUCGAAGGACUUCGCCGCACGAUAUCCCUUCGACGAUGAGUAG